AUGCUUCAAUUUUUUUAAAGAUUAGAAAACCCUGAUUCAAAGUUUCAUUUAUAUGAUUCAUUUUACAGAAUAAAAAAGAUAGAGAAGGUAUGCAUUAAAGAAAAUGUAGAUGGUAAUUUUAUUAUAAUACUAUUUAUGUAGGUUUAUUAAUAAUAAAUGGAAUAGAUUCAAAAGAUAAUUAUGAAUAUACAAAAUUGAUGAAUUGGGUGUUUCUUGGUCACAGUGGAAUUGAGAUUGAAACCAAUGAAUAUUUGGAUAACACUUUGAGUGAAACAAUAUUUAUAAUAACCAAAGAUCAUAUGAGAGCAUAUUGUGAUUAACAAGGUUUUAAACAAUUAAAACCUUGUUUAUUAUAAAUGCCAAAUCUUAAAUUAUUUGUCCCUACAAUAAAAGAGGAUGAAAAUAAAGAUGAAAGUGAAGUAUUAAAAAUGGCUUAAUUUGUGAAAAUGAUGUAAGGGCUAAAAAGAAUAGGUGUAUUGUUACCAUAAGAGAAAAAUAGAAAUAUUGAAAAAUGGCCAAUCAUCUAAGGUUAUGGUUUAUUAGGAAAUGGGUUUUUUUCUAUGCAACAUGAAAUUGUGAAUAUGACUGAAAGAAUAAAUUAGUUAUAUAAACCACAUGAUAAACAUUCAAUGAAAAACUUAAUUAAUGUCAUAUCAUAAAGAUUAAAUGGUCAUGUUUCAGGAUCUUUAUAAUUAUUAUCAGAAAUACCUAUUAAAAAAAGACCAGCAGUUACAAAUGAAUAAAUGGUUGAAAUAUUUCUAGACACAUUUGAAAUUGAAGACAAUAAAUAUAUUAAACGAAAUAAUAAAUUAAUUCCAACAGUCACUUUUGGAAAUUGCAGUUCAUAAGAGAAAUUACCAUUACAUUUAACAAUGGAAAGCAGUGAUCUUUACUCUUCUUUACGUUUUUCUAGAACAUAUUUUCUUACUAAACAAGUGUGUAGAGAAAAUGUUAUUAUUCCAAUACAUGAUGAUUUCGAACAUUUUGUAAAGGAAUAUCAAUAUCAAAUAGUUGAACAUUCAUAUCAUAAAGACGAAUGGUAUUUUAUAAUUAUUAUUUAAGUUUAUUAAUUGAAAUUUAUAAAACAUUAAUUGAAAGUUUUUAUUCUGCCUUAUAAAUGAUAUGUUAAGAUUAUAGAAAGAUGACUAAUUAAUUGAUAUUUGAAUUAUGCUAAGAAAGAUUGAAUCCAACAUUAACUAAUUAUUAGUUGUAAUUUCUAAAUGAUAAUCUGAUUGUCUCUGUAUCCAGUUAUAAUUCCUUUGGUGAAGAAGUACCAAUUAAUUUUAAAGAUCCUAUAUCUUUUAAACUCACACCUUAAUUCUUUUCAAUUAGAUUAGAGUAUAAGAGUAUUCCAUCUUAAGUAGUCAAAGGAACUAUUUUAGGGAAUGUCAUUUUUUCUGACUCAUUCAUUCUUUAAGAGAAUUGUUAUUAUAUAAUUACUAGUAAAAUUCCUCAUCUUUAAAUUAUCAACACAGAUGCUAGAUUUUCUGAUGAUAUUGAGAAAAUUAAAAAGAAAUUACCAUUAGAGAAAUUAGGUUAAUAGAUUUCAGAGAAAGUUGAUAAAAAUAGAUUAUUUAUACCAUCUAAACAUGCUUUAUUAGAUAUACCUAUUUAAAUUGCUUCAUAUAUAUUACAUGAAAAUGGAAUCAGAAUUUUUACUAAUGAGAUGGGUUGGUUCUUCAUUUUGUUUGAUUAAAUGAAAAAGAUUAAAUUUACUUAGGGAUUGGAAUCUGUUUGGAUGAUAUUUAUGACUGAACCUAUACUUUGUGCAUCUUUAUAGGCUAAAACUAUUGCAUUAGAAUUUGUUGGAAAGUCUGUUGAUUAAGUGUAUAUGAAAUUGAUUAAUAUUCUAAAAGAAAAUGAGAUUAAAGUAGAUUAUACAGAUAAUCCAAAAGAAUUCUAAUUGACUAGAUUAGGAUAGAUGAUUUUGAAGAAAGAACAAAAAGUUCCAUUAUUAGGAAACAUGAUUAGAGAAUCUUCAUUCUUAUUAGAUUAUUUAGAAUCAAAAUAAUUAAUUAUCUUAACACAAGUUAAAAAUGAUCUCAAAUUAUUAAAUUAUUUAGCUUUACAAGAUGAAUCUAAAUAGAUGGAUGAUAGAAUUGGAAUUAUUUUAAUUACAGGCACCUAUAGUAGUGGUAAGACUAAAUUUGCUUAAUCUUUAUAAAGAUAUGCAAGUGAUUUUAAUUAAAAAGCAUAGAUUUUAAGUUUCAGUUUGUUGGAAUAAUCUAUAUUAGAUGAAGAGGGAUGGUUAAAUAAAUUAGAAAAUCAAUUGAAGUAUUCUCAAGAGUAAUGCAUAUGUGUUAUACCAUUUUAUUUGUCUAUUGAUAUUAUAGUGUAACAAUUAAGUAAUGGAAAACUUAGUAAAUAUGUAUAUAUUAAGAAUGUAGUUAAUAAAAUCAACAUUAAUAAUAUUUAUCAAAAUGAGAAUUGCUAACCUAUGUAAAUUUAUUUAUGAUAUCUUUUUAGUGAUAAUUUGGUAAGUCAAAGUCUACCUGGUUACUGUUAAUUUACAAUUUUGGAUUCCUUUGGAAAUGAAGAAUCUGAAGUGGAAGAAUAUUUUAAGAUAUUUAGAACUGUUUGUAUUAAAUCUAACAUCUAUCGUAUUACUAAUAAUAUGAUAUAAUCAUCUGUGGCAAAAGAAAUAUAUUAAUGUACAUCAUACAAUUCAACCUAAAAUGUAUUUCUAAGAAGUAAAUUGGCAUCAUAUAAAAGUCAAAUCGUUCCUUUACAAAAAGUAUUUAUUCACAAUACUAUUCCUUGUGUCAAAUAAUUCAGAAAAAUCUUAAGGGAACUCUUUAAGACUUCACAAUAACAAAAAAUAUAAACAGUUAAUUAUGAAAAACUUUCUGAAAUUGAUAAAUUUAUAUAUAGAGUUAAAGAAUUCAACUCUCCUCAAAAACCACAAUUAUAGUAUCUUAAAGCAUUUCUUAGAUUUGAAGGAUAAUUAGAUAAGUUAUAUGAAUAUACAGCAAAUCAUAAUUAUAUUGUUGAAAGAUAAGUCAAAUCUGUCAAUAUUUUACUUAAAGAAUAAUUGAUUAAUGGUACUAAACUUUAAAUACCUUCUUAUGUUGGAUGGGAUACUCACUCCAAUUUAGGCUUUUUUAUGGUUGGUUAAAAUAUUUCAAAAGAUAUCUGCCUAGAAUAUAUUGGGGAAUUAAUCUAAAAAAUGAAACCUUUAUAACCUCUUCUAAUAAAAAAUAAUUUAUCUAAAGAUAUUAUAAAAGAUAUUGAAUUUCAAAAUAGAAUCAUUGGAUUAGAAAAUGGAGAAUUUUAUGAUGGUCAAUUUAUUAGAAAUCAAGAUGGAGAAAUCUUGGAACACCAUCCAAAAUUAGAAAUAUUUAUUUAAGAGUAUUUAAACAUUUAAAAUCAGAAGAUAGUUCAAUAGAAUAACUAAAUAUAGUAAGAGUGGAAUAAUUAUUUAAAUGCUCUUAAGUGUUGA
Molecule: messenger RNA, 3439 nt
Organism: Paramecium pentaurelia
Lineage: Eukaryota; Ciliophora; Oligohymenophorea; Peniculida; Parameciidae
Source: the annotation of a GenBank genome assembly